Messenger RNA from Bursaphelenchus okinawaensis, 2211 nucleotides. NCBI's taxonomy places the organism in Eukaryota, Metazoa, Nematoda, Chromadorea, Rhabditida, Aphelenchoididae. The record is from the annotation of a GenBank genome assembly.
AUGUUAGACGAUUUGAUCGACCGGGCGUGGAACUGUUUCACAAAAGCGGAUAAGAAUCCCAAGAUUCCGCCAGACAAAGAGCCGUCUUUGAUCCUGAAGAAACAUCAGAACAUACAUGGGGUGAUGACAUUGGACCCGGGAGUACUACCUGAUAGACAGCAGUUGGACUCCGAGUUUCAGGAUUUGUUGGUAGGUUUGAGUGUGAAGUUGAGGGGGCGUGGGUUAAAAAAUGAUUUUUAGGGCAUGGUGAAUUUGUUCUUGCAAGUAAGGUUGGAUUAGGGCUAGAGGCGAGGUAGGGAAGGGGUGUUUAGAAUUACAUAAGGUUUCAAAGGUAUCAACCUCAAUUCUUUCAGGAAGAACUAGACCUAGGACCGACCAAAGCAAAAGAACUGACCAACCAGAGCCCAGAGAAGAAAUGGCUAAUGAUAAUGGAGCAAAAGAGUCGAAAACAGAAUCAGAAUUCUGGAUUCUCAUUGGAUUUUACCUUAAGACAGCUGUCAGAAUGGUGUAAACACUUUCCCGACAAAUACUCGAUUCCAUUGGUGGUGCAACAACUUGAAGCAUUGGCUGUAGCAUUAAGAACGGAGAGCUUUAGCUAUGUGCAGGCUUUUAUCGAUCGAGAUGGAGUUACAUUACUGAGUGAUUUGUUGGAUAUGUCAAGGAAAUGCACUGCGGACAGCUUUGGACUUCCUAUUUUGACCUGUUUCAAAGCUUUGUUGAACUCAUCGGUAAGGUUUUAAGGGGUAUUUUGAUCAGUUUUUGUCAUAGUAAAGACGUAAGUAGUCAUAUAGUAAGGUCAUAUGCAAUAGUAUAUUAUAGUGACAUAUGUUUAUGUAGAUUUUAUAAGGAUUUUAAACGGCAGCUUCAGUAUAAGCUUAAUAACUACGCUGUAAAGCUAUAAUAUACGUAACAAAGCAAAAUACAGGUCAUAUAAUACACAGUGUGAGAUAUAUAAUAUUAUACAUAGUAUAAGAUAUAUAAUACACAACACACGUAUCAAACAUAUCACAUGCAAAACAUGCUGUAACAUGAUAUUCAUGUCGUGUUUAUCGGUUGUUUUCGCUAAAAAUGGACGGUGCGAAAUGACCUUGGCCUUUGGCCAUUAUUCAACCAGGCGGCUAGACAAAAGGCGAUUCGGCGGAAGCGCUGAAUAAAAUAAAUUCUUGCAAAUUUGUCGAUGAGACAAAAAAAUGUCUGGCCAGACAUAUGAGGGAUAGUAAUUGAGGGAUUUUUGAUUUUGGAAUUGAAAAAUAUUUGAAAAAGGGGGCUUUGUUUGAAAUUUUUGAAACUUUGGCUGGUUUUCGCCAUUUUAAUUUGAUUUUUCUAAGAAGAUUAGGGCAGGACUGUGCAGAAAAUUGCAUGGCCGUGUAGGGUAGGGUAGCAUAAGUGGUAGAUUGUAAAAAUAAUUUUGUAUUUUUUUGCUGGGGAGGAUAUUUUUGUCGAAAAAAGGGAAAGAGAUUGACGGAUGAAUUUUUUUUUAAACAGUAGUAAAUUAAAAAUUUUUUUUGGAUAAGAAGGGGAAGAUGUGAAUUUUUAAAAAUUGUGUUUACUUAGUUUACUUUGCUCUAUAAUACCAUACUCUGCAAAAUGGAGUUUUUUUAAAAACUAAAAAUUUUUUAUAAGAUUAACGAGGGCAUUGUCUGACUUUCUCAGUAAGGCAGGUUAAGUACUUUCCUCGUACGUCACUUUUCAAAACUAAUAUUAUAUUUUUAGGCCGGACGAAACUGUGUUCUGGAGAAACCUCGAAUACUGUUGACAAUAGUGGCAUCGCUGGACUUCCACAAUCCUCGUUGUCAGGUUGGUGCAAGAAAAAAGGUGCUUUUGCUUUGCUUUUUAACCCUUUUUUGUAACAGUUUAUCCUUAACCCUCUAGUGUAAAAGUGUAAUUUUGGGCUUUUAUUAUAACAGCAUAUUGCUCUUUAACAAUUUUAUUUUUUAAAAAAUAUUUUUGAGCUUAAUAAUGUAUGGUCGCUUUUUGGGGUAUUUUUUCUUAUUUUUACAUCGUUUUAAUGGCGAGGUGUUAAGAUAUUUGGCUUUUUUAGGGUCUUUGGGUGGAUUUAAUUUUUUGGUUUUUUAUACAAGGUUGAACCAAGAGUAGCGGGACAAUUUUUUUUUUAUUUUUUAACUAAAAAUUGUCCCGCUACUUUUGGUUUGACUUAAUAUUAUAUCUUUUUUUAAGCCGUGUCUUAUCAAGUUGUCUAAUUAUGAAUGA